AUGUUGUCAAGAAUUGUAUCUAGCAAUGCAACACGCUCCGUGAUGUGCCACCAAGCCCAAGUGGGCAUUCUUUACAAGACUAACCCAGUGAGAACUUACGCUACUUUGAAAGAAGUGGAAAUGCGUUUGAAAUCCAUCAAGAAUAUUGAGAAGAUCACGAAGACUAUGAAGAUUGUUGCAUCUACAAGAUUGAGUAAAGCUGAAAAGGCUAAAAUCUCCGCAAAGAAGAUGGACGAAGCUGAGCAGUUGUUUUACAAGAACGCCGAAACCAAAAAUUUGGAUGUCGAGGCUACAGAAGCAGGUGCUCCUAGAGAAUUGAUCGUUGCUAUUACCUCGGAUAAGGGAUUGUGUGGUUCCAUCCACUCCCAAUUGGCUAAAGCUGUGAGAAGACAUUUGAACAAUCAACCAAACGCCGAUAUAGUCACCAUUGGUGAUAAGAUUAAGAUGCAACUAUUGAGAACCCAUCCUGACAACAUCAAAUUGUCUAUCAAUGGUAUUGGUAAAGAUGCCCCAACUUUUCUAGAAUCUGCUUUGAUUGCUGAUAAGUUAUUGAAUGUCAUGAAAGCCGGCACCUAUCCAAAGAUUUCCAUUUUCUACAAUGACCCAGUGUCUUCCAUAUCUUUUGAACCUUCUGAAAAACCGAUCUUUAACGCCAAGACCAUUGAACAGUCCCCAUCGUUCGGUAAAUUCGAAAUCGACACGGACGCAAACGUUCCAAGAGAUUUGUUUGAAUACACUUUGGCUAACCAAAUGUUGACAGCAAUGGCUCAAGGUUAUGCUGCUGAAAUCUCUGCCAGAAGAAACGCUAUGGACAACGCCUCCAAGAACGCUGGUGACAUGAUCAACCGUUACUCUAUCUUGUAUAACAGAACAAGACAAGCCGUUAUCACUAAUGAAUUGGUUGAUAUUAUUACUGGUGCUUCCUCUUUGGGAUGA
Molecule: messenger RNA, 936 nt
Organism: Saccharomyces paradoxus
Lineage: Eukaryota; Fungi; Ascomycota; Saccharomycetes; Saccharomycetales; Saccharomycetaceae
Gene: ATP3
Product: F1F0 ATP synthase subunit gamma
Exons: 1
Coding region: 1-936 (311 amino acids)
Biological process (GO): proton motive force-driven ATP synthesis
Molecular function (GO): proton-transporting ATP synthase activity, rotational mechanism
Source: RefSeq, a predicted model, not a curated record